Messenger RNA from Caenorhabditis elegans, 578 nucleotides. It is a transcript of the gene clc-32, whose product is annotated as CLaudin-like in Caenorhabditis. Bases 8 to 493 code for a protein of 161 amino acids. The transcript is spliced from 4 exons. The record is from RefSeq and is marked reviewed. Lineage: Eukaryota; Metazoa; Nematoda; Chromadorea; Rhabditida; Rhabditidae.
ACUUGAAAUGUCGGCUGUCAAGCGGCUUUUCCUCAAUAUUGUCGUAUGCAUUGGUAUUGUCUGUAAUUUCUUUGGCGUUUUCUCACAAGCUUGGAUAACGGAUUAUGGAGGAAGCAUUGGAAUUGUUCCAUUUUAUUCGACUGAAGUUGGAUGGUAUGCCUUAGCAAGUUGGAUGAUGUACAUUUCCGUCGCCUGUCAUCUUCUGGUCACAAUUUUGCUCACAUUAGUAUUCCGAGAUGUCCGAAGAAACGGAUAUUGCCACUACCAGCGUUCACAAUUUUUUCUCAUUGCAUUCUUCUCACUGAUGGUCACUAUUCUGACAGUAACUGCUGUGAUUUUGAUUGGAGUCAAUUUGCCAAAUCUAAACUAUAAUUAUAACGAUAAUGCAACAUUGGGAUACUCUGCAUGGGUCAGUGUUGCAGCUGCUGUUUGCUAUUUCAUCGCCGCUGGAUUAGCUCUCAGUUUUGCAUUUUUGGAAUGCCGUUGCUGUUGAGAAAUCGGAACAAUAACUCGUUUUUUAAUUCGUUUUAUUACUGUUGAUUUGUACAUAAAAUUUGGUAAUAAAGUUUAUAUUGGGA